AUGCGACCCGUCAGUCUCAUCGAUGGCGGCUACGUUUGCGACACUGAGAGCUUCAUCCGAGGAAAGCUGAAAGGAGCAAAAGGAGACCGCAUCCACCUGUCCCUCGUCUACACCUGCAAGCGCGUCGCGGAAGAGAUGGACCGCGGCGGUCUUUCCUUGCGCCUGAAUACCAUCACUUUCUCGCCCAUCUCCGAAGAGUCACUCGGCUGGCUCGCCGGCAGCUUCCAGAGGAAGAAGGACGCCUUGGAUCGCACAAGGUUGGCAAUGCUUCAAACCGUGGGGUACUGCAUCCUGGACGCCGUUUACUCUGAGAUGGCAACGGCAUAUCCGCGACUUCUGCCUUUGCUGGACCGCCUGAAGCGAAAAGGGCGUCGGUCGUCACUUGAGGCCACGCUGUUGGCCAUGGAACGCCGCGGACCCUACGGCGAAGCUCCUUCGGUCUACCGCGAGUUCGUCAAGGACGUCCUCCAGAAGUCGUCAACCUGCGAUAGCAAAUUCCAAGAUGCCGUGCGCAAUUACUGGCCCGAGGUCGUUGAAAGGACGCCGGAUCGACGUGUAUGGAAUCCUUUUUCCAUUGUAUACAGCACUAUCGAGCCCUGGACGAUACCAUCCGAUACGCAGAUGCGCAGGCUAGAAUCAGAGCUACCCGUGUACCAGAGUCAUCGCGUUUGUUUGGAAGCCGAUCGCUCGAUCUACCGCUUCUCGGCUGCUGCGGCGGCCAUCUACUUUUUGGAAGCCAUCCCCCACGAGAACCGCACCCACCUCCGGAAAAUCAUCCUCGACGAGAAGAAUGAAGCUGUUUCGAACCCGGAGUGCCAUGCCCGAGGCCUCAUACCUUUCUGUCAGGAAUACCCUCUUCUCCGAAUCGAACGACGUGUUUCGCUAUGGAGGAACAUCUUCCAAGAAGACGUCAACUACCUUGAUCCAGAACGGCGAUGUGUGCUCAAAGAUCGACCUACUCCUGCCUUUCUCAACUCGGACCAAAUCACAGGCAACGUAGCGUCUUGGAUUGUAGAAGCCAUGGCGCUGGUCCCUGCUGGCAUGCCCGCGAAAUCCUUCUCCCUCCUUCUAGACGGAGACCCUGCCCCGACGCUGUGCUCCGAGAUGUUCCAGUGUAUCGUUCAGCGAGAUGUUGCCUGGCAGCUGGCCUGGGAUAUGUCUUUGAAGAAAAAGUUGCUACCUGAAAUCACAUGGUUUGAGAAGAAGGGCGAAUCUGUUAUCAGGGACGGACAUUACACAAACACCGAUGUCCACCAGCAUCAGAGAUUUCCAAGUUUACGAAAAGGGUUCUGGGGAUAUUUCUUCGAGGACUUUCCGCAGGGCUUCAGCAACAUUGGGAAAGAAUCGUUCCCUGUGCACUGCAACUUCGAUACCGGCAUUGCUUGCGAUGUCGAGGACAUAGUCAUGCAGCAUGGCCGGUGGGAUAUGCGCAAGUGGGAGCAAGAAUGGUUCCGACACCAGCCACCGUGGUGGGAAACAGCACCACCCCUGCCGGAGUGGAUGGCUCUUUUGGAAGAAAAUGUCAUGGAAGACAUGAAAUACAUGCCAUAUUUGAAGCGUAUGAAUGGAUUGUUGGCAUAG
Molecule: messenger RNA, 1581 nt
Organism: Colletotrichum chrysophilum
Lineage: Eukaryota; Fungi; Ascomycota; Sordariomycetes; Glomerellales; Glomerellaceae
Exons: 2
Coding region: 1-1581 (526 amino acids)
Source: RefSeq, a predicted model, not a curated record